Messenger RNA from Mucor velutinosus, 867 nucleotides. RefSeq lists its product as uncharacterized. NCBI's taxonomy places the organism in Eukaryota, Fungi, Mucoromycota, Mucoromycetes, Mucorales, Mucoraceae. The record is from RefSeq and is a predicted model, not a curated record. The transcript is spliced from 4 exons. Gene Ontology annotation, biological process: aerobic respiration; tricarboxylic acid cycle; respiratory electron transport chain. Gene Ontology annotation, molecular function: 2 iron, 2 sulfur cluster binding; electron transfer activity. Gene Ontology annotation, cellular component: mitochondrial membrane. The coding region runs from base 1 to 867 and encodes 288 amino acids.
AUGUCUUUAUAUCUCACUGCCAAAUCAAUUGCAAUUCGUCCUAAUCGCUGGAUGGGCACAUUGAACCCCCUCGUGCGCAACCUGCAAACAAGCGCUUCAUCAUCCAUGGCAUCUGCUGCUGAGCCUGCUGCUGCUACAGACAUCGCCAAGAAGGAACCCAAUUACAAGACAUUCGAGAUUUAUCGUUGGAAUCCUGACCAACCUACAGAGAAGCCAAUUCUCAAGAAAUACAAAGUCGACCUGAAUGCCUGUGGACCUAUGGUUUUGGAUGCUUUGAUCAAGAUCAAGAAUGAACAAGAUUCCACCUUGACCUUUCGUCGUUCAUGUCGUGAAGGCAUUUGCGGUUCAUGUGCGAUGAAUAUUGAAGGCGGAAACACAUUGGCUUGUAUCUCCAAGAUCAACAAGGAUGUCAGCAAGUCUGUCAAGAUUUAUCCUUUACCCCACAUGAACAUUGUCAAGGAUUUGGUACCCGAUUUGACCCAUUUUUACAAGCAAUACAAGAGCAUCGAGCCCUACUUGAAGCAAAAGACACCUCCUACAGACGGCAAAGAGAAUUUGCAGUCUAUUGAAGACAGAAAGAAGCUAGACGGAUUGUACGAGUGUAUUUUGUGUGCUUGUUGCUCUACUUCAUGUCCAUCUUACUGGUGGAAUCAAGAGGAAUAUCUCGGUCCUGCUGUUCUGAUGCAAUCCUACCGUUGGAUGAUUGAUUCUCGUGAUCAAUUUGGCCCUGAGCGUAGAGAGAAACUCCAGAAUAAGAUGGCACUGUACCGUUGUCAUACCAUCAUGAACUGCUCAAAGACAUGUCCAAAGGGUCUUCAACCAGGCGCUGCUAUUGCAAAGAUCAAGUUGAUAAUGGCCACCGAAUAG